GUUUACAUAUUUACCUAGAAACGACAUAGAGCAGAUGAUGAAAUCAACAAGCGUGAGAUUGAGGUGCUUCGUGAUGGCCAGUGGCAGUGGAUCAAGUGGCGUCAUGUACAAGUGGGAGAUAUUGUCAAGGUUCACAACAACAGAUUCUUUCCUGCUGACUUAAUCAUCUUGGCCUCCAGUGAGCCACAAGCUCUGUGUUACGUGGAAACUGCUAACCUUGAUGGAGAAACAAAUCUGAAGAUAAGACAAGGUCUACAAGAAACAGCACACCUCUUGGAAGCACGUGAUUUAAUGAACCUAUCAGGCAAAGUGGAAUGUGAAGCACCGAAUAGAUUUCUUUACCAGUUUACUGGUAACUUGAAAAUGACCAGCAGGCAGGCCGUCCCUUUAAGCCCAGAUCAAGUCCUUCUGCGAGGGGCAAAACUCCAGAACACGAAUUGGGUGUUUGGUCUUGUAGUUUACACUGGCCAUGAAACUAAACUUAUGAAGAAUUCUGCUACCUCAGCACCUCUCAAACGCUCUACAGUGGAUAAGCAGACCAACAAUCUGAUCAUUCUGCUGUUUUUCCUGCUUAUAGUUCUUUGCCUCAUUAUGGCAGUCUGUAACUCUCAGUGGGAUGCGAAUCUGCACUGGUACCUCUCCAUUGAUGAUCUGAGUGUCUUCAACUUUGGCAUAAACUUCAUCACAUUCAUCAUUCUGUUCAACAAUCUUAUACCUAUUUCCCUUCAAGUAACUCUAGAGGUUGUAAGAUUUAUACAGGCUGGCUUCAUCAACAAUGAUGUGAAUAUGGUGUAUGAAGAGAAUGACAUCUGGGCAAUGGCAAGAACAUCAAAUUUGAAUGAAGAGUUGGGAAUGAUUAAAUAUGUGUUAUCUGAUAAGACUGGCACACUGACUUGCAACAUAAUGGAAUUCAAGAGGUGCACUAUUGGCGGAAAAGUAUAUAGCAUGGAUGAUGGAAGUGCCCAAGAUUUGAUCUCAUUGGUUGAGACUGGGGGUCCAGGAUCAGCUAUAGUUCGACAGUUCCUGAUGAUGUUGGCAGUUUGCCACACAGUUAUACCAGAUAGAGAUGAUAGUAAACCAAAUGGUGGUAUCAUCUAUCAUGCUGCAUCACCUGAUGAGAGAGCAUUGGUCGAAGGGGCCCGUGAACUAGGGUUCGUGUUCGAGACCAGAACUCCGGAACAUUGUAUUGUGGAUGUGCUGGGAACGAAGGAGAAAUAUGAAAUUCUGAAUGUCCUCGAAUUCACCUCACAGAGAAAGAGGAUGAGUGUCAUUGUGAGGACACCACAGGGACAGAUCAAGCUUUAUUGUAAAGGUGCUGAUACUGUUAUAUAUGAACGACUAGGGGAUAGUCAGCAGUUCCGAGAUGUAACAGUACGACACUUGGAAGAGUUCGCUGGAGAAGGUCUGCGCACUCUUUGUUAUGCAGUUGCAGACAUAUCACCUGAAUUUUAUGAGGAAUGGAAAAAUACUUUUUAUAAAGCAAGUACAGCUUUACAAUUUAGAGAAAGAAAGUUAGAAGAUGCAGCACAGCUUAUAGAGAAUAAUUUGACAUUAUUAGGCGCUACAGCUAUAGAGGACAAAUUGCAAGAUGAGGUUCCUGAGACCAUCGCAGCACUUCUGAAGGCUGGAAUUCAUGUCUGGGUUCUUACAGGAGACAAGCAAGAGACUGCCAUUAAUAUAGGUCAUUCCUGCCACCUACUUACACAAGGGAUGCCUCUAAUUAUACUAAAUAGUGAUUCUCUUGAUGAGACCCGUGAAUCAAUUAACCGCCAUGUGGUUGAGUUUGGAGAUCAGUUGAAGCGGGAAAAUGAAGCUGCUCUCAUUAUUGAUGGGAAGACUUUGAUAUAUGCCCUAACACCCGAUUUACGAAAAGAUUUCUUAGAUCUCUGUAUAUCUUGUAAAAGUGUUAUUUGCUGUAGAGUGUCACCCAGCCAGAAAGCUGAGGUCGUAGAGCUCUUGACUCGAGAAACAGGCUCUGUUACCUUGGCCAUUGGAGAUGGAGCUAAUGAUGUUGCCAUGAUACAAAAAGCCAAUGUUGGUGUUGGCAUAGCAGGUUUAGAAGGUCUACAAGCAGCUUGUGCAUCUGAUUAUGCCAUUGGCCAGUUCCGUUUCUUGGCCAGGCUACUCUUUGUCCAUGGAGCUUGGAAUUAUAGUCGCCUGUGCAAGGUGAUUCUGUAUAGUUUCUAUAAGAACAUUUGCCUCUAUGUUAUUGAGCUUUGGUGGGCUGCAAUGUCUGGCUGGUCAGGGCAAGUGAUAUUUGAGCGCUGGAGUAUAGCUAUGUAUAAUGUGUUAUUCACAGCAGCACCUCCCUUAGUCAUGGGAAUUUUUGACCGAUCAUGUAGUGCAGAAACAAGAAUGAAAUAUCCAGAGCUCUAUCGUGAAUCUCAGAGCGGGUCUCACUUCAACUGGAAGGUCUUUGUAUGGUGGGUAUGGCUGGCGCUCGUACAUUCUGUAAUGGUGUUUGUGCUGCCUUACCUGGCCAUGACUCAGGAUGUUGCUUGGGGUCAUGGUCUUGUUGGAGGCUACCUCAUGGUGGGCAACAUGGUGUAUUCGUAUGUGGUGGUCACAGUGUGUCUCAAGGCAGGACUGGAGACAGAUGCAUGGACCUGGGUGACCCACUUGGCUAUUUGGGGAUCCAUUGCUUCGUGGUUCAUCUUCCUGCUGGUUUACUCAAACUUCUGGCCUGUUCUACCAAUGGCGCCAGACAUGUGCGGGAUCUAUCUCCAGGUGUAUUCAUCUCCGGUGUUUUGGUUUGGAUUGAUAAUGAUACCCCUGGCCUGCCUGUUGCCAGAUGUAUGUGUUAAAACGAUACGAAACUCAGUAUUCAAGAGUUUAACAGAACAAGUGCGUGAGAGCGAGAUUAGCAACAAGGAUGUAUCGAAAGUUCUUGACACCAAACACAGGCUCACCGAAACUGCUCGACUUCUAAAGAACGUGUUCCGUAGAACCACAACCAGAGUCAACUUAGAAGUAGAGCUUGCUCGUGCGGUGGAGGUAAAACCCUUCGAUAAGAAGGGAUCGAAUGGUUCCAUCCCUUACUCUGCUUGGGGCUAGUGUCCUGAUUAUGCUGAUGGCUUUGCAUUCUCGCAAGAAGAGCACGGAGUGAUGGGCCAGUCGGAAGUUAUCCGGGCCUAUGACACAACCCAACCCAAACCAGGUGGUAUGUAAGCUGAUGGAGUUCAACAGGAAGAUUCCUAAGAGUGUUGUAUUCCUAUUUAUCACACUAUGGUCACAUUUUGGUCACAAAUAUGUACUCACACAGUUUUUGAAUUUACAAUGAAAAUAAAAGUACAUGUUAAGGUAAGAGGAAAAGUGAGUAAAAAGGCAUAAUGGAAAUGAACUGAAUGAUAAAAGACAGAAUUUGAUCUACUUAAUUUAUAAUCUCUGUAUGGCCUGUUAGAUACCAAAGGUUUUCUAGUCUUCUGUCAUUCCUUCCAGUUGCUUUCUUUUGGCAGUGUAAUUAUUCAAAAUGUACACCGGCAGACACAAGCUUGUCACAAAACAUGAUACUUGAGAUCUCAGAAUGUUAACAGUUGAGUAAAUAAUUUAUGAUCUUUAACAAACUUGUUUUUUAGGCUUCUUUAUGGUUGUGUUUUUAUGCGUUUGUAACAUGAUUACAGUUUUGUGUCAUUUUAGCAUGUUACCAGAAGGCCAAUGUCACUUUUUGUAGGUGAUAAUUAAUUGCUCUGGAGGUUAACUGAAUGUGUGAAUUAUUAACUAAAAACUAGAAUUCUGGAAUGACUUGAGCGUGCAGCAGCAUUAGAAUUUUGUAUAAUUCCAGAAGAAAUCAGGAUUCAUACCACCCUGAAAAUUCCACAUGAGGACCUAACAAAUAAUAUGAUAUUAUCUUUGUCCUCUUGGAAGUAUGAGGAACUUAUCAACAGGUAAAGAUAUAUGAAUUUAUGUUGGAAUGUUCAUAUAGUUGGUGUUAAGUUAGUUGAAUAAAUACCAUGUUUAAAUGUUUAAAGUUUAAACCAGUGUUUGUGAGAAUCUUAACAGUUAAAUGAUAACAAAACAACAGAACAUUCUGAAACACAGCAGUUAUUUUCAGUGUUGAGUUUGAGGGGUGUUGACGAACUGUACUGCAAUCAUGAACACCAACAACUUAAACACAAACGGAAUUCAUGCCAGUUGAUGAUAUAUGCAAACAAAAGUUAUACAUUGUUCAUUUGUGGAGAGUCUGGAUAAUGAAAGAAAAUAACGAAUUCUAAAUCCUAGAAAAUUAUAGAAAAUCUGAAUGGUAAUUUGUGUGUAAUAUUUGUAUAAUAACACUUAAUUUGUCCUUGCUUUAUAUAAAAAUACACAUGUAGGUUUUUCAUUAUGCACUCUAAUUAUUUAAAGAAUUGGAAGUAAGACCUAACAGUCAAAUGAACGAGAAUUUAAAAUUUGAACAGCACACUCUGAUCCUGGCACCAGUAACCAAGACUUAUAGUAAAGGAUGCUCUUCACAUAAUGCAGUCAUUAAUGUCAGUGGUAUAAAGUCUCUUUCUAGCUGAAAAUUACAUUAUGGGUAGAAUAUGUAAUUGAAUUUACAUUGGAUUAAUUUGCAAUUGCAAAGGUUGCAAAUGAGUACAGUUGUAUUCUCUGUAUGAUUUUGAUAAACUAGGAAGAACAUAAACUGAAGAUAGGAUUAAAUCAAUAAUUGUCCAGCCAAUUUUACAGACUUUGUAUAGGAAUUUGAGUAGUAACUUUCUAUAGAUGAAGACUAUAAAUUUUUCUUCAAAUGAAGGUAUUGCACAUGGCUAUCAUUAUCGUCAACUAAGAGAACUUGUCAUUUAAUUAGAGUAGGAUCCUCCAUGUAAAAAAAAAUGAAGCCCCACAUGUGCCUGAUAGUCCAAGAUGAUGUACCUAGGUGUUGAAAUGACAGACAAGCAGUUUAGAAGAAUUUAGAGAGAGUGAGAAAAAAAGAUAAACAUAAAAUCUACUUUUGAUACUAGCAAGACUUUGGUAUUACUGAGCAACACAGGUGCAUAAAGCCAAGAGGUAUAUACUGGCUAAUUGGUCAAACCCAUCUGGACUAUUGUAGGUGUUUUGGGAAGGCAUCAUUGGCACUUAGAAUAAUAAAACAAAAUCUAAUUGCAGACUUUUUUGUAAAGUAAUGGAAGUAUAUUAUGAAGAGAUGGAUUUUGAUACAAAAAAGAGUCACUGUUUAACCAAUGGUACUUGAGUAUAAGUAAGAAAUACUGUAAAGCUGUGUUGAUUAAAUUAGAUCAUUCUUUCAUUUGAUUAUCUUGUAUAAACAGAUAUAUGUCAUGGAAGAUAAAUAAACCUCUUCAAGUUGAUGAUGGUAGUUAGAAGUAAUAUGGAAGCUUUGCAAAUCUUCCAUGGUCACUAUACCAUAAAGGUCACAGGAUGUUUUUCCGUGUGAUAUGUUCCUUCCUACAAAUAUGACAUUUUUCCAGUAGGGAAUUUAUAUGUGGUCUGCUAUAUGGAUUGUGUCUGUGUUGUCUAGUUACGAUGGGUGUGUAUCACUGUGUGUGGCCCUUUGCAGUGAUCCUUAUUCUGGCCUGCCAUCAUACAUCUCUUGCUGAUUCAUCUUUUGUGAUUGACUUAAUGGUACAAUUCUUCACUUUAGAUGAAUGAGAGUAAAGGUAACAAGAUAAUAAAAAUUCUUUCAUACUGCACCCUUAAUACCAAGAGAGGAUGUUCUAUAGUCUAUUGUGCCAGGAUAAGUUGGUAUAUUAGUCAACUCUUGUCACAUAUGCUAAAUUUUUAAUGUACUUAAUGGGAAGAGAAAAUAUAAAGAUUUAGGUUUAUUGAAAAAAUGAUGUGUAUUUGUCUUCUAUUCUUGUUUCAUAUGUAUGUGUGUUAUGUGUGUGUGUUUGUAUGUAUGUACAUGGCAAUGAGACAGAUAGGAUAUUUACCUGUCUGUCUAUUGACUUCCUUGUGGUAUUGGGCGCUGAAUAUCAAAUCACCUGCUCUGUGUCCGUGGGUUAUUGUACGACAUGUCAGACAAAUGCCUGAAGUCCCUAGAUAGUAUUGACAUUUAUCUGAGGUUAUCCCCUACUUUACCUUUGAUAUUAUAUAUCUAAUAAUAAGUUAUCAGAAUGCAAUGAGUAGUAUGACAGAGUAUUUCUUAAAAAGGCUUCACAUCAUUGUAAGUUGAGUUAAAGCUACCUGAUAGAUAAAUAUUAUAUUUUGCAUAAUCAGCUUUAUAUGUUUUCCACUGAAUUCCCCUCCCUCCACCUGCCCUUUCCCCAACUUGAUUUGAUAUUUUAAAUUAUAAAUAUUUUAUUCCCCAAGAAGCAAGAAAAAUGAGUAUUCUUGCAAUAUGUAGUUGAUGGGUAACAGAAAACAGUGCAGAUAUUGUUGACUUGUGGAGCUUCAUUUAAUAUUUUUGUAACAUAUAUCAUGUUCAAAAUAUUCAGGCAGGUCUUAAUAUUGUGUUGUGCAUGUAUCAAAGGAAUUCUAAUUACAUGGUUAUAAGUCUUGAA
Messenger RNA from Penaeus vannamei (Pacific white shrimp), 6434 nucleotides. Lineage: Eukaryota; Metazoa; Arthropoda; Malacostraca; Decapoda; Penaeidae. The record is from RefSeq and is a predicted model, not a curated record.